GCAAAUAAUAGCCAUACAUGUAAUUACAGCUCAUUUUGUGGACACCCCGAUGAAGAAGAGUGAGGCAAAGGCUCAUUGCGAUGGUUUAGGCCGUACUCUAGCGAUGCCUCUAAACCUAGAGGAGCAGCGAUUCAUUGAGGCGUUUGCCCGCAAAAAGCUAGAAGACCCAGAAGUGAGGACAGGGAAAAACAUGCAGUUCUGGAUCGGCAUCUCUGACGAGCAAAUGGAGGAGCACUGGAUGUACGACGACGAGAGUCCGGUGUCCGACAAGUUCAGCGCCUGGGCUACGGGUCAGCCCGACAACGGCGGCCCCUAUGGCUCGAGUGCCGAGAAUUGCGGCGCAAUCGGCGAAAAGGCCGAAAUGAAAUGGACGGACGUUAACUGUAAUCUCAAAUUAAAAUUUUUCUGCGCCUAAAACUAUAGUCGACAACAAAAUAGUAGUUUUUAUUUUUAAUUAACUUAUUUUUUAAAAUAUAUUUUCUAUUUUCAAGACAACAAAAAUAAUGAUUUAUAUCUCAAUCAACAAAAAUAUGAUGUAUUUAUUUAUGAACAUUGUCUACGAUAAAUAUCUCUUUAGUAC
Medioppia subpectinata is the source of this 580-nucleotide messenger RNA. The record is from the annotation of a GenBank genome assembly. NCBI's taxonomy places the organism in Eukaryota, Metazoa, Arthropoda, Arachnida, Sarcoptiformes, Oppiidae.